Arvicanthis niloticus (Nile rat) is the source of this 1316-nucleotide messenger RNA. RefSeq names its product leukocyte surface antigen CD47-like. Gene Ontology annotation, cellular component: plasma membrane; extracellular exosome. Lineage: Eukaryota; Metazoa; Chordata; Mammalia; Rodentia; Muridae. Gene Ontology annotation, molecular function: thrombospondin receptor activity. The record is from RefSeq and is a predicted model, not a curated record. Gene Ontology annotation, biological process: positive regulation of phagocytosis; positive regulation of cell-cell adhesion; positive regulation of inflammatory response.
CAGAGAGCGCGUGCUCACAGCAGCAGUUCCAGGCUAGUAACUACCUCUAAAUGUGGCCUGUGGUGGCAGCGCUGCUGUUGGGUUCUUUUCACUGCUGUUUGGCACAACUAACCUUUAAAAAUAUUAGCUCUGUGAAUGUUGGCUGUUGCAGCAGAGAUGUUCUCAUUCCAUGCUAUGUCACCAACAUGCAGGCCGAAAAUAUUAACGAAUUAUUUUUGAAAUGGAAAUUUGAACAAAGUGUAAUUUUUAUCUUUGAUGGACCUGCAAACAAAUCUACAACUUCUUUACAGUUUCCAAGUGCACAAAUUUCCCCCUCAGAAUUUCUAAAAGGAAAUGCUUCUUUGAAGUUGGCUAGGAAUGAUACAAAAAAGGGAAACUACACAUGUGAAGUGACAGAACUGAGCAGAGAGGGGAAACACACUGUGGAGCUAAUAACAAAUGAUGGUUUGGCACAACUAACCUUUAAAAAUAUUAGCUCUGUGAAAGUUAACCAUUGCUUCAGAGAGGUUCUCAUUCCAUGCUAUGUCACCAACAUAGAGGCAGAAAAUAUUAACCAAUUGUAUUUGGAAUGGACAUAUGGACUAAGUGUAAUUAUUGUCUUUGAUGGACCUGCAAACAAAUCUACAACUUCUUUACAGUUUCCAAGUGCACAAAUUUUCCCCUCAGAAUUUCUAAAAGGAAAUGCUUCUUUGAAGCUGGCUAGGAAUGACACGAGAAAGGGAACCUACACAUGUAAAGUGAAAGAAUUGGGCAGAAAGGGGCAACAGGUCGUGAAGGUAAAAAAAAGUGAAGAUUCAUUGUGUAGUUUUAGAGAAGAGGUUGCCAUCAUGGUUUUCCCAUUUUUGACUAUACUUCUGUUCUGGGUACAGUUUGGUAUUUUAUUACGAAAAUAUAAAUUCAACUGGACGAAUACGAAAAUUGUUUUUUUAUGUACUUUUGGACUAUUGUUCACCUUCGAUGCCUUGUUUGGAGUCAUCUUUUUUCUCUCAGGAGUUAAAGAUUCAAAAAUCAAAAGCUAUGGGCUUUUUUGCCUCAUUAGUCCUUCAGUGAUGCCUGCAGUUCUUCAGUAUGUAAAGUUUAAGCCAGGUUGGCUCCAGAAAGCCUCAGCAAAGAAAGCCACAUUACAAUGUCAGAUGUUUUUCAUCUGGCCCCAGGAACAAACUCCGCAAAGAGCCAACUUGUCUCCAGUCCAGUUAGCAUCCCAUGCAUCACCUAGUGAGGUAGCCACUCUUAGUGCUGCCAACACUUCUCUACAUGUUAUCUUCAAUCAGCAUCUUUCUGACAGUGCCACUAACACUACAUUGGAAAAAAAAUAG